Lactuca virosa is the source of this 1043-nucleotide messenger RNA. Lineage: Eukaryota; Viridiplantae; Streptophyta; Magnoliopsida; Asterales; Asteraceae. The record is from the annotation of a GenBank genome assembly.
GCUAAAACAAUGCCGUGCACGUUUGAGGCUUCCUCACAAACUUCCUAAGCUAAGAAAAGUAAUCCACCAUUGUUAAAAAUUAAAAUCCUUUCAUUCAUUGUCUCUGUCUGUGUGUACGUAUAUUGACGAUGGCUCAACCGAGCUAUUCACCUUUGUCUUGGCCAGUUUCUGUGAUAGAUUCUCAGUUCAUGGCACCAUCUCAAUUAGAUAUUAUAGUUGAUACAACUUUACGUGGAUACAUUGUGAUCACUGAUACGAACCAUAAAAUCCUGCUCAAAGUGAAACCAUGCGACACAUCUUUUCAUUAUCAGAGAGUGCUACUUGAUGCGGAUGACGAACCCAUUGUCAUGAUCCGUAAAAAGUUAUUAACUGGACACCAUCGAUGGAAUGUAUUCAGGGGUGACAGUAAAAGCAAAUCAGAUAUAAUAUUUAGCACAAAAACACCUAACAUGAUCCAGAUGAAGACCAAUGUUCAUGUGUUCUUGGCAAACAAAACCAGUAGUAAGCAUGUCUGUGAUUUUAAGAUCAAAGGAAGCUGGUACAACAGAAACUGCACUAUUUUUGUGGGAGAUACUUCAACACCAAUAGCCCAAAUGUCUAAAAUUCAAUCAUCAGAGAAAGCAAAGUUGGUUGAGGGAAAAUUCAUGGUGACCAUUUGUGCCAGUGUGGAUUAUGCGUUUGUGAUGACACUUAUAGCCAUUGUUGAGGCUAUGAAAAUGAUAAAAUCUGACAAAAGAGAUAAAACUUUUUCACUAGUUGGUACAAUUUCGGGUGGCUGUAUUUCUGGUGGACUUCUUAUGUAGUACUAUUAGUUGCAUAUAUUAUCUAUUCCUAAAUUAUUUCCGUCAUGCAUGGAUCAAUCAAUGGGUUUAUAGAUUGAUAUAGUUUAUCCUGCAUAUCAUCUUUUCACGUUCUGAUGAAUAUUUUCAAUGUUUGUAUAACUGUCCAGAAGUAUCAAACAUUGUAACAUAAAUAUGUAGCAACAGUCCAGACAUAGUUGUUUUAUGUUCUGUUAUUAUAAUAUAAUGGUGAUUGGUGUUGUA